This is a messenger RNA of Trypanosoma grayi, 1146 nucleotides long. Its product is annotated as UDP-Gal or UDP-GlcNAc-dependent glycosyltransferase. The transcript has a single exon. NCBI's taxonomy places the organism in Eukaryota, Euglenozoa, Kinetoplastea, Trypanosomatida, Trypanosomatidae. Gene Ontology annotation, cellular component: membrane. The record is from RefSeq and is a predicted model, not a curated record. Gene Ontology annotation, molecular function: hexosyltransferase activity. Bases 1 to 1146 code for a protein of 381 amino acids.
AUGGCAUACCGAAGGUUGUGGCGAACAGCCACUGCAUUCCUCUGUGUACUCUUAGUAGUCAUAACUACAAUUGGUUAUAGUCGGUUCACGGACGCCUCGGUGUUCCAGCCGGCUGACUUCAGCGACGGUGAUCCGUCGAUAAACACCGCAUCCGCUGUGACACGCAGAAUCGCCCCUGCUGUGUCGGAAGAAUCUCUUCGAUACGUUCCACGUGAUACUGAACAGAUAUGGAAAGAGCGUGGCUACGUUAUUGUGUUCGGCAUACCUUCUGCGGAUAGCGAUGCGCGGCAGAGGCGCCGCCACCUCCAGCGGUCGACGUGCUGGCGGUUCCCCGGUGUGGCGACGAAAGCAAACAACUUCACCGGUGCGAUGCUGGUGCUUUACGUGCUUGCGCGGCACCCGUCGCACAACUUCACGUACUCCGCGACGCUGGAGGCGGAGGCGGCGGAGUGGCACGAUGUGAUUGCGCUGCCGAUGAAUGAGGGGCGCCCAUCGACCAACAAGACGAUUGGUGGUGGAAAGUGGGGCAAUGAGGCUGAGAUCGGGCUGAGCCGCAAGGUGUUCCGGUGGUUCGACAUGGCACUGCGGCUGUUCCCGACUGUGACAUACUUCGCGAAGGGUGACGACGACAUGUUUCUGCGCGUGCCGCAGUACCUCGCCGACCUGCGCUCACUGCCGCGCAGAGGGCUGUUUUGGGGGGCGCCUGGUUCUGGCACAAUUCGAAAAGGUCAUGUUACUCAUCGGUUUCGUUUCUUUGCGGGAAUGCUCUACACUCUUGCGAGGGAUGUGGUGCAGCAGCUUGUGUCGUUUGAGCCUGUGCGACGGCUGGUGCAUGUGCCGUACACAAAAAAAAAUGAGAGAGAGUUUUUCUCUUAUAAGAUGCAGUACGAGGAUGUGAUGGUGGGGCAGAUACUACGGCUGGAGGUGCGAUACUCCGCACUGGUGGUUGUGGAAGAUUGUUGGUACCGUUUUCAUGCUGGGCGAGACCGAACAGGGAAGCUUCGAGCUAAAUUUAUGUCUGUCGUACUUCACCUCCCACCGGAGAAUAGUUAUGGGAAGUUAAUGAAGCUUUUUGGGAGCGACACGUUGCCAAGUACAGUGCUGUGGAAGUGGCGCAAUCCUGGGCUGAUUCAAUUCUUUUGUUAA